CUUCGGGGUCCCGCCUCUCCUUCUCUAUUGGCGAGCGGGUGGAAGGAAAGGUGACGUCAUCGGUAGAGUCCCCCGUACCGGAAUCCUAUUGGUGUGAGCGGUCCCGGCGGGCCGGCGGUGGCUCCUGUUCCCAGGGAGGAAAGUGUGAAGAUGGCGAAGACGUACGACUACCUGUUCAAACUGCUGCUGAUAGGGGACAGCGGGGUGGGGAAGACGUGCCUGCUCUUCAGGUUCAGCGAAGACGCCUUCAACACCACCUUCAUCUCCACCAUCGGUAUUGAUUUUAAAAUCCGAACUAUAGAAUUAGAUGGAAAGAAGAUUAAACUUCAGAUAUGGGACACAGCGGGCCAGGAGAGGUUCCGGACUAUCACCACAGCAUAUUAUAGAGGAGCUAUGGGUAUUAUGCUGGUGUAUGAUAUCACCAAUGAGAAAUCUUUUGACAACAUUAAAAACUGGAUAAGGAACAUUGAGGAGCACGCUUCAUCUGAUGUAGAACGGAUGAUUCUUGGCAAUAAGUGUGACAUGAACGACAAAAGACAAGUGUCACGAGAGAGGGGAGAGAAACUUGCUAUUGAUUAUGGAAUCAAGUUCCUUGAGACGAGUGCAAAAUCUAGCAUCAAUGUGGAGGAGGCAUUUUUUACUCUUGGUCGAGACAUCAUGACAAAACUUAACAGAAAAAUGAACGAAAGCAGCUCCCCGAGUGGAGGAGGUCCAGUAAAAAUUACAGAGAAGUCAUCAAAGAAGAGCAGUUUCUUUCGUUGUGUGUUACUUUGAUGAACUGUAGCACAUGGAAGAAAGGAGAUGGACUGUGGCACACCUGAUCGACUGGCUUCUUGCCAAGCACAGGUGCUGCAAAGGCCUCUGGGGGAAAAACAUGCAGUUUGCUGAAAGCGCCAGAUAUGAGACAGUUGCCGACAUGGAUUUCUGGAGUGGAAGAUUAUUGUGGGAAGCCUUUUCAUACACUUUGAAAGAAAACGGGAACAAACAGACGAGUGUAAACUUCUUUCCUUUUUUUUUU
Messenger RNA from Rana temporaria (common frog), 1018 nucleotides. It is a transcript of the gene RAB8B, whose product is annotated as RAB8B, member RAS oncogene family. Gene Ontology annotation, molecular function: GTP binding; GTPase activity. Bases 151 to 774 code for a protein of 207 amino acids. The record is from RefSeq and is a predicted model, not a curated record. Gene Ontology annotation, biological process: cellular response to insulin stimulus; protein localization to plasma membrane; regulation of exocytosis. Gene Ontology annotation, cellular component: trans-Golgi network transport vesicle; synaptic vesicle; endosome. Lineage: Eukaryota; Metazoa; Chordata; Amphibia; Anura; Ranidae. The transcript has 8 exons.